Messenger RNA from Sorex araneus (European shrew), 1329 nucleotides. It is a transcript of the gene COPS5, whose product is annotated as COP9 signalosome subunit 5. Gene Ontology annotation, biological process: protein deneddylation. The record is from RefSeq and is a predicted model, not a curated record. NCBI's taxonomy places the organism in Eukaryota, Metazoa, Chordata, Mammalia, Eulipotyphla, Soricidae. Gene Ontology annotation, molecular function: metallopeptidase activity; protein binding; deNEDDylase activity. Gene Ontology annotation, cellular component: cytoplasm; COP9 signalosome. The transcript has 8 exons. The coding region runs from base 5 to 1177 and encodes 390 amino acids.
CUGAAUGGUCUGUACCAACUUCACCUCCGGUUCUGGGUGUCAUGGCCGCCUCGGGAGUCUAGUUCGAGUCUACACCUGCGGUGGGCAGGUUCGGAAGCCCACGCCCGGAGAUCCAGGGGGCUCAAGUUGCGCCUGUGGUUGUGGGGGCGACGAUUUCUCCGAUUUCUCGGCGAUGGCGGCGUCCGGGAGUGGUAUGGCCCAGAAAACCUGGGAACUGGCCAACAACAUGCAGGAAGCCCAGAGUAUCGAUGAAAUCUACAAAUACGACAAGAAACAGCAGCAGGAAAUCCUAGCGGCCAAGCCCUGGACUAAGGAUCACCAUUACUUUAAAUACUGCAAAAUCUCAGCGCUGGCUCUACUGAAAAUGGUGAUGCAUGCCAGAUCUGGAGGCAACUUGGAAGUGAUGGGCUUGAUGCUGGGCAAAGUGGACGGUGAAACCAUGAUCAUUAUGGACAGUUUCGCUUUACCUGUAGAGGGCACUGAAACCCGAGUAAAUGCUCAGGCUGCUGCAUACGAGUACAUGGCCGCAUACAUAGAAAAUGCCAAACAGGUUGGCCGCCUUGAAAACGCAAUUGGCUGGUAUCAUAGCCACCCCGGCUAUGGUUGCUGGCUUUCUGGGAUUGAUGUCAGUACUCAGAUGCUCAAUCAGCAGUUCCAGGAACCAUUCGUAGCAGUUGUAAUUGAUCCAACAAGAACAAUAUCUGCAGGGAAAGUCAAUCUUGGAGCCUUUAGGACAUACCCAAAGGGCUACAAGCCUCCUGAUGAAGGACCUUCUGAAUAUCAGACUAUUCCACUUAAUAAAAUAGAAGACUUUGGUGUACAUUGCAAACAAUACUAUGCUUUAGAAGUGUCAUAUUUCAAAUCCUCUUUGGAUCGCAAAUUGCUUGAACUUUUGUGGAAUAAAUACUGGGUGAAUACAUUGAGUUCCUCCAGCCUGCUUACUAAUGCAGACUAUACCACAGGUCAGGUCUUUGAUUUGUCUGAAAAGCUAGAGCAGUCAGAAGCCCAGCUGGGCCGAGGAAGUUUUAUGUUGGGUUUAGAAACACAUGACCGAAAGUCAGAGGACAAACUUGCCAAAGCUACACGAGACAGCUGUAAAACUACCAUAGAAGCUAUCCAUGGAUUGAUGUCUCAGGUUAUUAAGGAUAAACUGUUCAAUCAAAUUAACAUUGCUUAACUGAUUUAUGUUUGCUUUUGCCUGAAAGCUGUAUAAGAAAAACAUUCAAGUAACACUUUCAAAACCAGUAACCAAAAGUCCAGUUAGAAGUAUAAGGUGCUCUGAAGUGUCCUGAAUAGUGACAUCCCAUAAUAAAACUCUUUAAAAUGAAA